This is a messenger RNA of Chaetomium globosum CBS 148.51, 876 nucleotides long. RefSeq lists its product as uncharacterized. The coding region runs from base 1 to 876 and encodes 291 amino acids. Gene Ontology annotation, cellular component: membrane. The record is from RefSeq and is a predicted model, not a curated record. Gene Ontology annotation, molecular function: carbohydrate:proton symporter activity. The transcript is spliced from 5 exons. NCBI's taxonomy places the organism in Eukaryota, Fungi, Ascomycota, Sordariomycetes, Sordariales, Chaetomiaceae. Gene Ontology annotation, biological process: transmembrane transport; carbohydrate transport.
AUGCCGGGCUUUCUGGUCCUUAUUAAUUCUGGGGCCAUUCCUCUCGUCAUCUUUGCGGGCGCCUUCGCCCAUUUCUUUGGUCGCAAACCUGCUCUCUGGCUUGCGUGUCUCUUGACCGCUGCCGGGGCCGCCAUCCAAAUCGGCACCACCAACUGGGGCGUUUUCUAUCUUGGCCGUCUGGUCCUGGGCGUUGGAAAUGGCUUCCUCGUCACGUUUUCCAACAUCUAUUGCGCCGAGGUGGCACCUGCGCACCUUUGUGCCGUGCUCGUAGCACUGUUCUCCGAGUGGGUUACCAUUGGCAGCAUUGUCGGCGCGGCCGUGACCAAUGCGACGUCCAAGUCGCUCGACAAGUCGUCGUAUCAGAUCCCGCUGGGGAUUCAGUUUAUUGGACCAACCUACGCCGGACAUUGCUUUGCUUUGGAGUCAUUGCAUUACACCACGUACUUUCUAGUGGUGUCAGGUCUCAGCGUCGACGAUGCUUUCAAGUAUUCGGUGCUGAAAUCCUGCUUGGGCUUCAUCGGGGUCAACCUCGGCAUCUACCUGAUGCGUCACGUCGUCGGCCGGCGGAGCAUCAUGAUGAUCGGCUCACUAACCCAGGGAUUAUGUAUGCUCAUCGUUGCGGUCACUGCAACAACAUCGGCUGGCACCCUCGUUGCGCGGAACUGUCUUAUCGCCUUUACGUCUCUGUACAUGUUUGCUUACAACGCUUUCGUUGGGGCGGCCAGUUACCCCGUGGCUACCGAGCUGGUGAGCACAAGGCUCAGGUCUUGGACAGUAGGCUCUGCCAUUAGCCUCGGGUACUUUCUAGGCUGGUUAACUGGAUUUUGCCCGCCCUACUUUAUCAAUCCCGAGAACAUGAACUGGAAGCCUUGUUGA